AUGACAGACAAUGUCAAUCGCAACAUGAGCAUGAACAGCAGUAUGAAGGCUUCUCUUCGCAUUCGCUGCAUCCCCUGUGGACAACUCAUGCCCGUGGUAGGUGAAGGGUAUCACUACCAGCAGCACGACCACGACGAUAUAAACAAUGUUCGCAAUGCUGCUACUGGAUUCGGUACGGAUGUGCAUAGUAAUGCCAUUAGUGAUCUUGUCUUCGAUGCUUCAAUUGACGUGGUUCAUCCCAACAAGGCCUUAGCACUUACCGGUGGCACCAGUACUGGUACUAGUAGUUGUGCUAAGAUUGUUGCUCGUAUGUCUGAUGAACCUGACGUACGGUUUGCUCUUGUUACGGCGCGGUAUCUCAAAAACCGCAUGGAUCAAUCUAGUAGCUUGGGAAAGGACCUUCUGAAGGCCAUUACCAUUCAUGACAUGAAAGCCAUUUAUGCUUUGCUUCAACAAGGCGCAGACCCAAACUUCACAGAGCAGCUCUGCUGGCACGAUGAAACUACCAAACUCGUGCAUCAUUGCUGGCAUCCGGACGGAACUCCCUUCCUCUGCCCUCCUUUUGAUCCUCUCAAGGAGGAACGGCCUCACCAGCCAACUCAGCCACUCUCGCAUAUCUGCCAUGAUUUCUUCAAAUUGGGUAUCACACAUCAGUGCUACCAUCAACUCCUCGCUGACAUUGCCGAAAUACUCAUUCAACACGGAGCCCGAAUCACUCAAGCAGACAUGUGGUACAUCACAAACUCCCCCAACAACCCCACUCUUUUCUACCAAAACAACCCAAACAUCAUCAUUCCCAUGUUCGACUUACCAUCCAAGAAUGUGUAUUCUGUCGUCACGGCUGCUCGAGAAGCCAUUGAAGGACUGCAUGCGCUCUGCCAAGUAUAUCCCAUCUUUGACUUUGCAACCUACCUUAGGACACAGCACGAACACGAAAAUAAACAUCAUUCUCUGAAAGAGACAAACUCAGCAGACAGCGACAGUGACGGUGAAAGCGAACACGAUGACGACAGUGACGCCAACACGCCAGCAUCCGCUUACACCAUCCACGUAACCGACAAGCUCAUUCGAGCAUCUCCGGCUCUUCUUCCUUACUACACUGCGUUUGUAUACCAGUCGGCCUGCAAACGAUUUGCGUCCCAAAAAAGCGUUUACUUUGGCAGUCCACACAAGCAAACCAGACAAAGAGGUCCAUCCCGAACAAAGAAACUAGUUUUGCCAGCUUUGCCACCCCAAAUCGAAGCGCAAAUUAGGGCCAUGGCCAUGGAUGUGCACCACGAAAACUUUUCGGCAACCAGCAUUCCAGAUCCAAUUGUCUCGCAGACACAAUGA
This is a messenger RNA of Seminavis robusta, 1332 nucleotides long. The record is from the annotation of a GenBank genome assembly. Lineage: Eukaryota; Bacillariophyta; Bacillariophyceae; Naviculales; Naviculaceae.